This is a messenger RNA of Camelus dromedarius (Arabian camel), 4090 nucleotides long. RefSeq names its product ATPase phospholipid transporting 9B (putative) (gene ATP9B). The record is from RefSeq and is a predicted model, not a curated record. Gene Ontology annotation, biological process: retrograde vesicle-mediated transport, Golgi to endoplasmic reticulum; endocytosis; phospholipid translocation. Gene Ontology annotation, molecular function: ATP binding; ATPase-coupled intramembrane lipid carrier activity; ATP hydrolysis activity. Bases 1503 to 3833 code for a protein of 776 amino acids. Gene Ontology annotation, cellular component: plasma membrane; endosome; trans-Golgi network. The transcript has 22 exons. Lineage: Eukaryota; Metazoa; Chordata; Mammalia; Artiodactyla; Camelidae.
GGAGUAAGUGAAAUGUACACUCAGAACAGCAGACGUGUCUUCCAGGAGUGAGGGAGGCCGUGUCAUGGUUAGCCUGUGGCCUGUUUCCUGUUGAGACUGUUUUCGGUAAGUGCUGGAGCUGGACAUACUGCCCAGCAGUCCGGGCCCCCGGGUGGAGGGGCGCUGACGAGGGGGCCUCUGGGGGCCGCCCGGGAGCCCGCAGCCACCCUGCCUUCCCCCGGCAGGACCCAUGAAACAGCAGCGCAGCUCUGUCUAUUGUAAGAAUUCGUCUUCCACGUGAAUAUGGGUCUUGUGUUCUUGUUUCUUCAUGUGUCUGGAAGUGUGGACUGUAUCUUCAACAUCACUGAUAAUUGUAGAGACUCUGGAUUUUAUGAUGUUCUUCUGAAGAGCAUUGGUUUCUGUUUGGUUUUGUUUUCACUGUAGUUAACCUGGCUGAAGUCAGAUGCCCGGCCCCGUCUCCCCUGCAGUGGGGAGCGGUGCAGGUCUUGUUCGUUUCUUCCAGCUCAGCUUGACUGCGUGACCGCUGCCUGUGCGCGGGAUGUCUGGGGCUCAGAAAGAGAGGGGACACAGAGCCUCGGGCCCCUCCGGAGGCUCUCCUUGCUGGGUCCCCGUCUCCCCGCUUACUCUUUGGCUGCUGUGGUCGCCCCAGUCUCUGGCCUCUGUUUUCCACGUCUGGAAGUCUGCUUUUCUGAGUUAGCAGCCUUGAGACAGAACCAAAACAAAAUGAAUAACUAAAACAAAACGUAUGAAAAUGGCAAACUCUCUGUAUCAGGGUCCUCAGGACCACACCCACUUUUGAUGGGCCUCAAGGGGGCUCCUAGGACUCGGCAUGCAGUCCUGCUCUCAGCCUCGACUUUCUCCAGUGGAAGGGUGCAGAGCGCAGUCAGCAGAGAGAGCAGGUGCGUGGGGUGAAGUCUCAGGAAACCAGACCGAGCGGCCAGACUUUACUCCUGAGGGACUCACACAGGACACGUUGAAUUCCCCCAGCAACGAGCAGGAACACGUGCGGAGUGGUGUCCCCCAGGGCGCAUCUGGGGCUGCCCCACGCUUCCAGCUCUGACGGUGGAGGCUGGGAGCGAGUACAGUGAACCCUUCCCUUGAGCAGUGAAGGGCUGGGGCACGUGUAACUUAGGCUUGGCCCUCCUUUGUACGCGUGGUGUUUACUUCUGGAAAAAAUCCCUGUAGAAAUGGAUCAGCACUCAGCCUGCGUUGUUCCAGGGUCAGCCGUAUUUAGAAGUAUGCAGCGGGAUCUGAGUAACCGUCACAACUCCACAUAUGUUUUAUGAAGCCAUUGAGACCUGUUUUCUAUCAACGCUUACGUUUAUGCUCAGAAGCCGCAACUGGAUAUUCAUAGUUUUGAAGGCACGUUCACCAGGGAAGAUAGUGACCCCCCGAUUCAUGAGAGUCUCAGCAUAGAAAAUACCCUGUGGGCAGGCACGGUCGUCGCCUCGGGUACUGUAAUAGGUGUUGUCAUUUACACUGGAAAAGAGACCCGAAGUGUAAUGAACACAUCCAAUCCAAAAAGCAAGGCUGGCCUGUUGGACCUUGAACUCAACCAGCUGACCAAAGCGCUGUUUUUGGCUUUAGUUGCCCUCUCGGUUGUCAUGGUGACCUUACAAGGGUUCGUGGGCCCCUGGUACCGCAAUCUUCUCCGGUUUCUCCUCCUCUUUUCCUACAUCAUUCCCAUAAGCUUGCGCGUGAACCUGGACAUGGGCAAAGCCGCAUACGGCUGGAUGAUCAUGAGGGACGAGAGCAUCCCCGGCACCGUCGUCCGGACCAGCACGAUCCCGGAGGAGCUGGGGCGCCUGGUGUACCUGCUGACAGACAAGACAGGAACCCUCACCCAGAACGAGAUGGUGUUUAAGCGGCUGCACCUGGGCACCGUGUCGUACGGGCCAGACACGAUGGACGAGAUCCAGAACCACGUGGUGGAUUCCUACUCGCAGACGCAUUCUCAAGCCGGUGGAAACACCACCAGCUCGACUCCACCGAGAAAAGCCCAGUCUUCGGCUCCCAAGGUUCGGAAGAGCGUGAGCAGCCGGGUACACGAGGCGGUGAAGGCCGUGGCCCUAUGCCACAAUGUUACCCCCGUGUAUGAGUCCCGAGCGGGCGCGGCCACGGACGCCGAGUUCGCCGAGGUGGACCAGGACUUCAGUGACGAGAACCGCACCUACCAGGCCUCCAGCCCCGAUGAGGUGGCCCUGGUGCAGUGGACGGAGAGUGUCGGCCUCACGCUGGUCAACAGGGACCUGACCUCCAUGCAGCUGAGGACGCCCAGCGGCCAGGUCCUGACCUACUGCCUCCUCCAGACCUUCCCAUUCACCUCGGAGAGCAAGCGGAUGGGGGUCAUCGUCAGGGACGAGUCCACAGCUGAGAUCACCUUCUAUAUGAAAGGUGCGGACACUGCCAUGUCCACCAUUGUCCAGUACAACGACUGGCUGGAGGAGGAGUGUGGGAACAUGGCUCGCGAAGGCCUGCGCACCCUCGUGGUGGCCAAGAAGUCGCUGACGGAGGAGCAGUACCAGGACUUCGAGAGUCGAUACAACCAGGCCAGGCUGAGCCUGCACGACAGGGCGCUCAAGGUGGCCGCGGUGGUGGAGAGCCUGGAGCGCGAGAUGGAGCUGCUGUGCCUGACAGGGGUGGAGGACCAGCUGCAGGCGGGCGUGCGGCCCACCCUGGAGAUGCUGCGGAACGCCGGCAUCAAGAUCUGGAUGCUGACCGGGGACAAACUGGAGACGGCCACCUGCAUUGCCAAGAGCUCCCACCUGGUGUCUCGAACGCAGGACACUCACAUCUUCAGACCGGUAACCAGUCGGGGAGAGGCCCACCUGGAGCUGAAUGCUUUUCGAAGGAAGCAUGACUGUGCGCUGGUCAUAUCCGGGGACUCCCUGGAGGUGUGUCUGAAGUAUUACGAGCAUGAGUUCAUGGAGCUGGCCUGCCAGUGCCCGGCCGUGGUCUGCUGCCGCUGCUCACCCACGCAGAAGGCCCGCAUCGUGUCCCUGCUGCGGCAGCACACGGGGAGGCGCACCUGCGCCAUUGGUGACGGCGGGAAUGACGUGAGCAUGAUCCAGGCGGCCGACUGUGGGAUCGGCAUUGAGGGAAAGGAGGGCAGGCAGGCCUCACUGGCGGCCGACUUCUCCAUUACACAGUUCAGGCACGUCGGCCGGCUGCUGGUGGUGCAUGGACGCAGCAGCUACAAGCGGUCAGCGGCGCUGGGCCAGUUCGUCAUGCACCGCGGCCUCAUCAUCUCCACCAUGCAGGCUGUGUUCUCCUCCGUCUUCUAUUUUGCGUCCGUCCCCCUGUACCAGGGCUUCCUCAUGGUUGGGUAUGCAACUGUCUACACCAUGUUCCCGGUGUUCUCCCUGGUGCUGGACGAGGACGUGAGGCCGGACACGGCGAUGCUCUAUCCUGAACUCUACAAGGACCUCACCAAGGGGAGAUCCUUAUCCUUUAAGACCUUCCUCGUCUGGGUUUUAAUCAGUGUCUACCAAGGCGGCAUCCUCAUGUAUGGGGCCCUGGUGCUCUUCGAGUCUGAAUUUGUGCACGUCGUAGCCAUCUCCUUUACGGCCCUCAUCCUCACGGAACUGCUGAUGGUGGCCCUGACCGUCAGGACGUGGCACUGGCUGAUGGUUGUGGCCCAGUUCCUCAGCCUCGGCUGCUACGUGGCCUCGCUUGCUUUUCUAAAUGAAUAUUUUGAUGUGGCCUUCAUCACAACCGUGACCUUCGUGUGGAAAGUGUCAGCGAUCACGGUCGUCAGCUGUCUUCCCCUCUACACCCUCAAGUUCCUGCGGCGGAAGCUGUCCCCUCCCAGCUACUCCAAGCUCACCUCCUAGGGCCGCGCUGCCCGCCCGGCUCAGUGGACGCUCGGGGUGCAGGGCCGCUGAGUGGGUCGGGAGGGCGGCCUGGAGGAGCGGGCACCCGGACGACAUGCCUUAUCUGCUGGGCGCAGGUUUCCCUUCCUUCCUUCCUUAUUUUCCAGAACUUAAUUUCCAAAUCGAAAAUGAGCCGUCAUUAUUUCACCUUUACUGUAAAGCACUGAUCUGACUCUGGUGUCCGGAGGAGUGAAUUAAAGUUUACUUAACAUUCCGCA